AUAUAUACAGAGAGGGCAGGAGCUCUUGGACAGAAGACUGGGAGUUUUCGAUAUGGAGGAGGAAAUUUACACUCCAGAAGAGACCAGCACAGAUGUGGAAGAUGAGACUUCAACUACUGAAGAAUCUACUCCAAACGUCAAUGUGAGAGAAGAGGUGGAGAUGCCCUGUCAAUCUAAUGAUAAAGAAAAUGAGAAGAUAGAAAAACUACUCAAGAAGGUCAACUUAACCCUUCAGGAGAGUUUGAAAAAGAGGAAGAAAGGGAAAAAGGUGGACAUAAUCAUCUGCUACUAUAGGGAGAAUAAGAAAAAGAAACAAAGCCACCCGGGAAACGAAGAAAACACCGCAGAGGACUCCACUGAAUAAUGAAAAACCCUGUGACCAUCAGCAGUCAGAAUCCUGUGAUUCCAGAGGAAGAAGUGGAGCACUAGUUAACUAUUAAAAAAGUCAGAUCUAAACAAUAAAGGGUACCUCAAUGGCUGCAUUAAAAUAAAA
Molecule: messenger RNA, 493 nt
Organism: Tupaia belangeri chinensis (Chinese tree shrew)
Lineage: Eukaryota; Metazoa; Chordata; Mammalia; Scandentia; Tupaiidae
Exons: 2
Coding region: 53-364 (103 amino acids)
Source: RefSeq, a predicted model, not a curated record